Periconia digitata is the source of this 756-nucleotide messenger RNA. Lineage: Eukaryota; Fungi; Ascomycota; Dothideomycetes; Pleosporales; Periconiaceae. The record is from the annotation of a GenBank genome assembly.
AUGCCGCGCGACUUACGCUCCGAGAAAACCCCACUCAACGCAGAGUCCCUCGCUUCUCCACCCUAUGUAAACCCCCUCACUCUCGCAAACGACAAAAACCCCAAAAUGAAGGAACUCCGACCCUACUGCCUGCUCCUUAAUGAGUCUGACCUCGACGACUGCGACUGGCUCGAACAUGCCGCCUUUGACCCCAACGAGGCCGCCUCCAGGGAAAAGCUCGAGUACCGCCUCGUAACUUGCGGCGAGCUCUGCUCCGGCAUCUUCGCCUCCGCCUACCAGACCAAUCCCGACCCAAUUGGCUCGGUAAUCCGAUCGCGCAAGUUUCCAUCGGUUGACUCGGCGCAUAGCGAUCGUAAACGAGUCCUGCUCGGCCACAUCAUCGCGACCAAGUCCACAUCAGACAAGGUAACGGAUGGCUCCAUGUCUUUCCCCACCGACUGGCGCACAAAUUACCGACUGGAUCCCCCAAACGGUCAUCACGAAGAGGGCGAUACCAUUUGCCUGCACUCCCUCUGCGUCCACCCUUCAUUCCACAAGCGUGGUCUCGGCGCCGUUCUGCUCAAGGGCUGGACACAGCGUAUCCGCGAUGCGGGCUUGGGAAAACGAAUUGCGCUGAUUUGCCACGAUUACCUUGUACCGUUCUACGAAAGGGCUGGAUUCAAGAAGAUCGGCCCCAGCGCGUGCCAGUAUGGCGGCGGUAACUGGAUUGAUAUGAUUAUGGAAUUUGACGAGCCAGGUCAGAAUGCGAGCUGGUAA